Sinocyclocheilus rhinocerous is the source of this 961-nucleotide messenger RNA. RefSeq names its product ankyrin repeat domain-containing protein 2-like. Gene Ontology annotation, molecular function: RNA polymerase II-specific DNA-binding transcription factor binding. Gene Ontology annotation, cellular component: nucleus. The record is from RefSeq and is a predicted model, not a curated record. Lineage: Eukaryota; Metazoa; Chordata; Actinopteri; Cypriniformes; Cyprinidae. The transcript has 9 exons. Gene Ontology annotation, biological process: regulation of transcription by RNA polymerase II. Bases 1 to 849 code for a protein of 282 amino acids.
AUGGACGAGAACAUACUGUGGGCGACGGCUGUGGUUGAUAAAAGAGCAGCCCUUGAUAAACGGGAGGAGAAGCGUCGAGCUCGGGCACGAAAGUUGGGGAUUUUGGUUGUGGAUGCACCUUCAAUGGCGGUAGAAGGAGGGAAUGAAUCUCUCAAUCAAAGUGUUGCAAACAUUCAGGCAGAAGAACGAGUGAGGAAGAUCUCCUCUGAUCUGAGGCUGUGUACAAAGAAGAAGAUCAAGAAUAAGACAGCUGCUUCCAAAGACCUGGACUUUUUAAAAGCAGCAGCUCAGGGAAAGAUGGAAGCAGUUGAGAAAUUUCUGAGAGAUGGAGGAGAUCCAAACACCUGUGAUGAGUUCAGGAAAACAGCACUGCAUCGGGCUGCUCUGGAAAAUCAUGCUAAAAUAGUGGAAGAAUUACUGGACAAAGGUGCUGAUAUCAACUUUAAAGACAGGCUGGACUGCAGGGCUGUACACUGGGCUUGCAGAGGUGGAAGUCUCUCAGCUCUGAAAAUUCUUCAGGACAGAGGAGCUGACAUCAAUGUCAGAGACAAACUGCUUAGCUCACCUUUACAUGUGGCCACGCGGACAGGUCACAGCGACGUGGUCCAGCAUCUUCUAGCCAGUGGAAUCAAUAUUAAUGCCAAAGAUUGGGAAGGAGACACAGCUCUGCACGAUGCUGUCAGAUUAAAUCGAUAUAAAAUCGUCAAACUCCUUAUACUGGCAGGAGCCAAUAUGCAGAUCAAGAAUGCUGAAGGCAUUACAGCCACUGAACAGGUGAAGCAAUGGCAGUUUGACACUAAGGAGACACUGGAGAAACUGGAACAGAUGAGAGAGGUUGGUCUGGCCUGACAGACACAUGGAGAUGCAUUGGAUUCAUUAGAGCAUCUGUGAACAGGUGCACAGCUGGAGAACAACCCCACCUCUGUCUGAGUAACUAUUUACUUUCUGUGUUAAUUAGUGA